Adineta ricciae is the source of this 1530-nucleotide messenger RNA. The record is from the annotation of a GenBank genome assembly. Lineage: Eukaryota; Metazoa; Rotifera; Eurotatoria; Adinetida; Adinetidae.
AUGAAAGUUAGUAAAAAAUUGGCAAUGAAUGAUACUAAUCUCCUUCUUGGUGCGACUCAAUGCAAUCGUCUUCGACCGCAAUAUCGGCACCAAAAUUCCCUAAAUGACUCAGUUAUACAGAUAAUUGAUAAUACAUAUUCAGCAAAUCGUCGAGCAUCAUCGGUACAAUCAUUUCAAAAUCUAUUUUCGAAUUCAAGACCGUCGACAUCGACAUCCUAUCCACGUCUACAACAUGUCGUACGAAAGCAAAUUUCACCGCCAGGAGUAUCUGUUAAUUCGGAUCUGACAAAUUCAUUGUUGAAACAGAACACUACUCCACUAGAAACAAGUCGGUACGGGAUAGAUAAUAUUUCAUUGUUUUCAAAGAUUCGUACGCAAGAAGAUGAUGAGCAGGGACCUUUGUCUCGUUUGUCCAAAGGAGCAACAAUAUCUUUGCCUGGUCAGGAUGGACUUGAAGAUAAAAAGGAACCAAUUGAAGUUCGUGUUCGAUGUAUCUUUUCUCGAGUGGGAGAAAUCGAUACGUUGAACGAACGUUACAAUGCUGAAAUCUUUUUUGAAGCUUCAUGGUACGACGCAAGUAACAAAAUCGGAUCGAAAUACGAUCCACAAAUGGGUCAUUUCAAUCCUCAACUAGUUGUUCUCAAUCACAUCGGAGAUUCAUUGCGACAUGAAAAAUGGUAUUCGAUCAAUAGAACAGAUGACGAAAAUAUAGUAGAAAUAACUGAGCACAACAAAAUUCGCAGUGUUUUUUGGGAACGUCUAGAACUGUACCAUUUUCCUUACGAUGUUCAAGAAUUAUCGAUAUCAAUCACAACUCCGUUAACCCAAAACGAUCUCUAUUUUAUCCAAAAUGUUGACAAACCAUCUGGUGUCAAUCGAACAGUCUUCAGCGAUCAACAAUCUUGGCAUUUAUAUGAACACGUCGAAUUCACAUACGAAGAACAUCGAGAAGAAUACUCGUUGAAUUAUAAUCAAAUUCAUCCAGUUGUUGUCUGCACAUGCCAUGUCGGUCGUAAAUGUGGUUAUUAUAUCUGGAACGCAUACUUUUUAAUAUUUCUCAUCACAUCGGCAGGACUAUGUACGUUCGCUAUUCCACCAUCAAACGGCCACGGACGUCUUCAAAUUACAUGCACUCUUCUCUUAACAUCGGUCACUUUUCGAUGGGUUGUUAAUAAAUCUCUUCCGACGAUAUCUUAUUUAACAGCUUUAGAUGUUUACGCUAUCUCGUCUAUAGUUGCUCUGUGUAUAAUAAAUGUUUUUCAUGGUAUUAUUAGUUAUAUCUAUUACAAUCAAUUAUAUAUUGCCACAUCACAACCAACAAUAACGACCAAUGCACUUCAUCUAUCACUCUAUCCCGAAUACUUCCUGUGCCGUUUAGAUCGUUAUGCGUUUUUUUUCUUUCUAGCCUUGUUCUGUGUUUAUCAAAUCUUCAUUCUUAUAUGGACCUUUUGGGUACCUUAUAAACGACGUUCUGCUAUUAGUCGUAAAGAUGAAGAGAAUAGAGCGAAAUUAUUAAAUAAACCGACAUAA